Sugiyamaella lignohabitans is the source of this 3756-nucleotide messenger RNA. It is a transcript of the gene CHS3, whose product is annotated as chitin synthase CHS3. Gene Ontology annotation, cellular component: cell septum; cell periphery. The record is from RefSeq and is a predicted model, not a curated record. Bases 1 to 3756 code for a protein of 1251 amino acids. Gene Ontology annotation, molecular function: chitin synthase activity. The transcript has a single exon. NCBI's taxonomy places the organism in Eukaryota, Fungi, Ascomycota, Dipodascomycetes, Dipodascales, Trichomonascaceae.
AUGCCUAAAAGCAGUUCGAAUGCUACUAUUGGCCAGUAUGAGCAUGACGGUAUUGGCAGAAAGAGAUCAUUGGUGAGACCAGAAAGAUCAAGAAUCGACCCGGAUCACCCUCAAUAUCAUUAUACACAGGUUGCUGCUCAGCAGGCUGGUCGCAUCCAGGUGCAGGCCGCUCCGUCCGGUGCUGACCCCGCUGUUUAUGAACACCCUCAUACAAGAGACAUUCCUAUGACCGAUCUUAGUCGUUCACAGAGUCCAAAUGAAAAACAGGAAUACGAUGCUGAUGGCGGUGAUGUGUAUGUUGACGCUAAAGGUGGUCGUAAUGUUUAUGGUUUGAACGAUGAAAAUGGCGGCGAGGAUAAUUACGAAGAUAAUCCAUAUGAGAAUGGAAACAAAUCUUAUGACGAUACAAAUCCAUACGGUGUUAAAAAUGAUAUGGACCAUUACGGCCCAUCGAAUCUUAAUGACAAUGAUACCGACCAGGUCGAGCCUUUGAAUGCCGAUGAUGGUCCUGGUAGUGGUAAAGGUGGAGCCCGUGAAAUGUCGAGAAAAAUGUCAGAGAAAAAAGCUGCUAAUAAACCUUUGCCAGGUGCAAAAAAACCUACCUCGUUCUGGCAUGCUUACUGUAAAAUUGUCACAUUCUGGGCCCCUGCUCCUGUUCUCAAACUUUUUGGUAUGCGCACUAAAGACCGUCAAAUGGCCUGGAGAGAAAAAAUGGGUCUUAUCACUGUCAUCAUGUAUGUAGCAGCUUUUGUUGCCUACUUGACUUUUGGUUUCACUACUACUGUUUGUAACAACAAUCUUGUUCGUCUUCGAAACAACGAGGUCAAUCAAGGAUAUCUUAUUAUCAAUGGUCGCGCUUAUGAAAUGGAGACUUUUAAACACCCUGAAGCUGUAGGUAUUCCAAAGGAUACGAAUAUCCUGUAUCCUCCAGUCAAUGCUGCUGGUCAGGAUGCUUCAUUUUUGUUCCAAAAUGUCAAUGGUAACUGUCGAGGUUUGAUUACUCCAAAGGCUGAUAGUAAGAUUCCUCAUGAUAACAAGGGUAAUGUUGCUUGGUACUUUCCUUGUCAAACUUUUAGCCAGAACGGUACUACUCAACCAAAUUUCACUUUCCCUCAUUAUAAUGGAUAUGCCUGUCAUACAUCGGGUAAGGCUCGUCAAGAGUAUUUUGGUUUGAAAGCUGCUGCUGAGGUUUAUUUCACUUGGGACGAUAUCAAGAACUCUACUAGAAAACUCGUUGUCUACAAUGGAGCUGUCUUGGACUUGUCGUUGCUGAAUUUUAUUGACAAGUCAAACUUGAACUACCCAUCGGAAUUCACAAUGCUUCAAAAGGACUCGACUAUUAUGGGCGCUGAUAUCACCCAGCUCAUGUCCCACGGACGAGACGGCCAAAUCGCUAAAUGUUUAUCUGAGGUCAUCAAAGUAGGUUACAUUGACACCGAGAAUAUCGGUUGUAUUGCGUCUCAGGUCGUGUUGUAUGUGUCAUUAGUGUUCAUUAUCGGUCUGGUCGGUAUUAAGUUCUUGUUUGCUUGUUACUUCAAGUGGUUUAUUUCUGGACGUCAAGGUGCUUUCUAUAUGGACAGAAAACAAUUGGAAAAGCAUAACCAGGAGAUUGAGGAUUGGUCAAAUAAUAUUUACUCUCAGGGUCCUAUUAAGAAAGCCCCUGCUCCUCCUCGUCGUAAAGACCGCAAUUCCAAAUUCUUAAAGGGCAACGAUAAAGCUAUCAACCGUCAAAGUGUUACCAUGAUGUCUCAAAUCCCCGUCACUUCUACUUCAAAGCUCGUUCCUGGAGGUUCCAUCUAUGGAAUGAACUUGGGUAAUAACGAUGCCUCGAGAAACUCUUUCUUGUUGAAUAACAAUGCCAGCAGUGAUGUUGUUGGUGACAACUCAUUUUUGCAGGGUGAUACUUCGUACCGUGGAGCUGGUGGUCUCAUGUUGGAAGACUCAUACUCUGAUUAUCCUCCUAACGCAAUGCCUGCUGAGCAACAGAGUCAAGUUUACAGUGGUGGCCCUGGCUCUUACGACUACUUGGUUCCUCAACCACCAGUUGAUUUCCAACCUUUUGGUUUCCCACUUGCUCAUACUAUUUGUCUUGUCACUGCCUAUUCCGAGUCAAUUGACGGUCUUCGAACUACUUUGGACUCUAUUGCCACUACCGACUAUCCAAACUCUCACAAGCUCAUUUUGAUCAUUUGUGAUGGUAUCAUCAAGGGUUCUGGUAACGAUAUGUCUACCCCUGAAAUUGCCUUGUCCAUGAUGACCGAUUUUGCCGAGCCUAUGGACCAAGUCAAGCCUUAUUCCUAUGUGUCGGUUGUUAGUGGUGCCAAGCGUCACAAUAUGGCCAAGGUAUACUCUGGAUUUUACAAGUAUGAUGAUAGCACUGUUGACGUUGCCAAGCAGCAAAGAGUUCCUAUCAUGACAAUUGUCAAAUGUGGUACCCCUGCUGAAGAGGGAACUGCCAAGCCCGGUAACAGAGGUAAGCGUGACUCUCAAAUCAUCCUCAUGAGUUUCUUACAGAGGGUCAUGUUUGAUGAGCGUAUGACUGAGCUCGAGUUUGAGAUUUUCAAUGGUAUGUAUAAGAUCACUGGUAUAGCCCCCGACUUUUACGAGAUAGUGCUUAUGGUGGACGCUGAUACUAAGGUAUUCCCUGACUCCAUCACUCAUAUGGUUGCUCAAAUGGUCAAGGACCCUGAAGUCAUGGGUUUGUGUGGUGAGACAAAGAUUGCCAAUAAGACUGAGUCCUGGGUUAGUAUGAUUCAAGUGUUUGAAUAUUUCAUCUCCCACCACCAAGCCAAGGCCUUUGAGUCUGUGUUUGGCGGUGUUACUUGUUUGCCUGGAUGUUUCUGUAUGUACCGUAUCAAAGCCCCUAAAGGCGACGAUGGAUUCUGGAUCCCUAUUCUUGCCAACCCUGAUAUUGUCGAGCGUUAUGCUGAAAAUGUCGUCGACACCCUCCACAAAAAGAAUUUGUUGCUUCUUGGUGAAGAUCGUUUCUUGUCUACUCUAAUGUUGAGAACCUUCCCCAAAAGAAAACAGAUUUUCGUUCCCAAGGCCGCCUGUAAAACAAUUGUACCUGCUGAAUUUAAGGUUCUCCUGUCGCAAAGAAGAAGAUGGAUCAACUCUACUGUACACAAUUUGAUGGAGUUGGUGCUUGUCCGUGACUUGUGUGGUGUCUUCUGUAUCUCGAUGCAGUUUGUUGUUUUCGUUGAUUUGGUUUCUACUCUCGUUCUUCCUGCUGCUAUUACCUUUACUCUUUACGUUGUUAUUAUUGCCAUUGUAAGGAAGCCUACUCCUACCAUGUCUCUUAUUCUUUUGGCAUUGAUUUUGGGUCUUCCUGGAGUCUUGAUUGUAAUUACUGCUAGCAGACUUUCCUAUGUCUUGUGGAUGAUUAUCUAUUUGUUCUCUUUGCCCAUUUGGAAUUUUGUCCUGCCAAUGAAUGCUUACUGGAAGUUUGACGAUUUCAGUUGGGGUGAUACUCGUACCAUCGAAGGUGGUGAUAAGGGUGGCCAUGAUGAGACCUCUGGUGAGUUCGACUCUUCUCAAAUCAUCAUGAAGAGAUGGAGAGACUUCCAGCGCGAACGAAGCAGAAACAUCUAUCCACAGUCAUCUGGAUGGGGAGAGGGCACUGUUUCUAUGCUGUCAUCGUCAUCUUUGAAUGCACCCAUGUCACUGAAUUCACAUACCAUGGACCAUGCCUCACCAACGACGAGUAACUUGGGAUCUGAGUUUGUUCAAAGACCUGAGGAUAUGACUCAAUUUUGA